Messenger RNA from Choloepus didactylus (southern two-toed sloth), 1775 nucleotides. RefSeq names its product germ cell-less protein-like 1. Lineage: Eukaryota; Metazoa; Chordata; Mammalia; Pilosa; Megalonychidae. Gene Ontology annotation, biological process: germ cell development. The record is from RefSeq and is a predicted model, not a curated record. Gene Ontology annotation, cellular component: nucleus. Gene Ontology annotation, molecular function: protein binding.
AUGGGCUCGCUGAGCAGCCGAGUGCUGCGCCGCCACCGCGGGGGAGCCCGAGUCCAGCAGGAGCCGGGUUCCGGGGCGGGGGGCUCGGCCCGGAGGCCAGGGGCUGGCGGCGACGCGGCGGGCCACGGCUUCUGUUACUGCCCUGGCAGCCUCAAGCGCAAGCGGAGCAGCGGGGCCUUCUGCUCCUGCCACCCCGACUCCGAGACGGACGAGGAUGAAGAGGAAGGGGACGAGCAGCAGCGGCUCCUCAGCACCCCGCGAAGGAAAAAAUUAAAGAGUACAUCCAAAUAUAUUUAUCAAACAUUGUUUUUGAAGGGUGAAAAUAGUGACAUUAAGAUUUGUGCUCUAGGAGAAGAGUGGAGCUUACACAAAAUAUAUUUAUGUCAAUCUGGCUACUUUUCUAGUAUGUUCAGUGGUUCUUGGAAAGAAUCCAGCAUGAAUAUUAUUGAAUUGGAGAUUCCUGACCAGAAUAUUGAUAUAGAAGCAUUGCAGGUUGCGUUUGGUUCACUGUAUAGAGAUGACGUCUUAAUAAAGCCCAGUUGAGUUAUUGCCAUUUUGGCAGCAGCUUGUAUGCUGCAGUUGGAUGGUUUAAUACAGCAAUGUGGUGAGACAAUGAAGGAAACAAUUAAUGUGAAAACUGUAUGUGGCUAUUAUACAUCAGCAGGGACCUAUGGAUUAGAUUCUGUAAAGAAAAAGUGCCUUGAAUGGCUUCUAAACAAUUUGAUGACUCACCAGAAUGUUGAACUUUUUAAAGAACUCAGUAUAAGUGUCAUGAAACAGCUCAUCAGUUCCUCUAACUUAUUUGUAAUGCAAGUGGAAAUGGAUGUAUACACAGCUCUUAAAAAGUGGAUGUUCCUUCAACUUGUGCCUUCUUGGAAUGGAUCUUUAAAACAGCUUUUGACUGAAACAGAUGUGUGGUUUUCUAAGUGGAAAAAGGAUUUUGAAGGUACGACCUUCCUUGAAACCGAGCAAGGAAAACCAUUUGUGCCAGUAUUCAGACAUUUAAGGUUACAGUAUAUUAUCAGUGACCUGGCCUCUGCAAGAAUUAUUGAACAAGAUUCUCUAAUACCUUCAGAGUGGCUAUCUUCUGUGUAUAAACAGCAGUGGCUUGCUAUGCUCCGGGCAGAACAAGACAGUGAGGUGGGGCCUCAAGAAAUCAAUAAAGAAGAAUUAGAAGGAAAUAGUAUGAGGUGUGGUAGAAAGCUUGCCAAAGAUGGUGAAUACUGCUGGCGGUGGACAGGUUUUAACUUCGGCUUUGACCUACUUGUAACUUAUACCAAUCGAUACAUCAUUUUCAAACGCAAUACACUGAAUCAGCCAUGUAGCGGAUCUGUCAGUUUACAACCUCAAAGGAGCAUAGCUUUUAGAUUACGUUUGGCCUCUUUUGAUAAUAAUGGGAAACUAAUAUGUAGUAGAACAACUGGAUAUCAAAUACUCACUCUUGAGAAGGAUCAGGAGCAAGUGGUGAUGAAUUUGGACAGCAGGCUUCUGAUCUUCCCUUUAUAUAUCUGUUGCAACUUCCUGUAUAUAUCGUCAGAAAAGAGAACUGAAAAUAAUCAUCACCCAGAAAAUCCAGAAAACUAAGGAUCUCAUCAGGUGGAAACAGUAGCACUUUGAAAACUUUUGGAGCCAGCUUUAAUUGAAUGGCCCUAACAAUACUCACAUCCAAGGUGACUAACAAUGACAAAGCCUUAUAAACUGUAGCAGAUAAUGCAGAAGACUAUUCUUAUCCUCUUUAUAUUUCUAUGCAUAUAUGAAAAAAGAACAUUUUAAAG